AUGUCAGGCAUUUGCAGAACACGUCUCGCCGAAGAGCGCAAGCAAUGGCGGAAGGAUCAUCCCUUCGGGUUCUAUGCGAAACCCGCGAAAGCUGCUGAUGGUUCUAUGAAUCUCAUGGAAUGGGAGGUCGGUAUACCCGGCAGAGCUAAGACCAUCUGGGAAGGAGGUCUGUACAAACUGUCCAUGUCAUUCCCCGAGGACUACCCCUCGAAGCCGCCGAAGUGCAAGUUCACACCCCCGCUCUUCCACCCUAACGUUUAUCCCUCCGGGACUGUCUGCUUGUCAAUCCUCGACGAAGAAAAGUCCUGGAAGCCUGCCAUCACGAUCAAGCAGAUCCUGCUUGGUAUCCAAGACCUCCUCGACAACCCCAAUGUAAACGACCCGGCCCAGAGCGAUGCCUACACUAUGUUCAAGAACGACAAGGUGGCUUAUGAGUUACCACCCUCCCUUCGAUACCUGUGGCGAGGUCUUAGGAUGACUGGCACACCAGCUGUGCUCAAUAUCCAUACACCAACGUCAUCCUUUGCUAUCGUCCAUUCCUUUACACAGGAAACGCUGCUUGAUCUAUACAACAAACUCAGUCGGAAAGCAGGCACGGACUAUUACGGCCAGCGAGUGGGCCCGGGUUGGUUGAAAUACGAGUACAACGACGGAAUUUGGAAUUUAGAUGAUGAUUCAGACUAUACGAUCUUUACAUGGCGGCAGCAUGAGCAGCAACAGCACCAUGAUGAGAACUUGUCUGUGCAUAGGUCACACUCGCCUGAAGGCCCACCUGUGGCCUCGUCGUCAAAGGUCCUGUUACCAUCUACGCCCGUUAGCACGAGACAUACACCCACUCUGCACCUUCACGAUCCCAAGAGACCCCUCCCCAACACUCCAGAAUACCUCAAUCCGUCGUACUAUGUCUUCCACCCCUCACGGGCUCAUCCGCCCGCAAUGAGACGUUCUCCGGCACCUUCCCGGGCAUCUACACGGAGAAGCAAGAAAGGAAGGUCGAACGGGGGGCUUGACGACGACUCAGAAGAGGACGGUGUCCCCAAGUUCAAGAAACAAUUUGACAGGUUUCACUCCGAGAACGGGGUGCGCACCGUUAUGGGCAGUAUCGGGCCUGUACAGAAUGUCCGAAUGCUCCUCAAAUCGGGAUACAGACACGUCUACAUAUCGCGCAAGUUCGCGAUCAAGCACGGGUUCAUUCCGCCAGACGCUGCGCCAGGAAAUUACGGCUAUGGUGGAUUGGUGAACAUCGGAUCCUGGCCAAUUACCCUAACCCCUUCCUCUGCGCAACCGCAUCUCCCGACUAAAGGCUACCAGAAACCAGACGCCUUUGCGGUUGCGCAGAGGCCGCUAACGCCUAGUCCGUCGCAUACGCCCUUUUCUUCCCCGAGGAUGGUCUCUGGAGCGGUAUCGGGUUCACCUCCCCACCACCACGCUCAUGCCAACACAAAUGGGAAAGCAAAGACUGUGAAGAAGAAUCAACAGCACACGACGCCACCUGCUGGAGCGCUCGCGGGGUUGAAGCAGGUGAUGAUAGAGGUUUAUCUCUCGGAGGAGCCUCACUUCGACGUCGUCCUCGGUCGAUCAUUUUUUGAGAAGCGGCAAAUCAAGACAAGCUCGGUUGAUCCUACGGAUGUCGUCUGUCUGGAUACAGGAGAGAAGAUCGAGUGCCAACUUGUUAUUUUGAAGGAUGGAAGGGGCGAAAUCGUGACCGUCACUUGA
Messenger RNA from Cyclocybe aegerita, 1716 nucleotides. NCBI's taxonomy places the organism in Eukaryota, Fungi, Basidiomycota, Agaricomycetes, Agaricales, Hemipholiotaceae. The record is from the annotation of a GenBank genome assembly.